Molecule: messenger RNA, 1614 nt
Organism: Dioscorea cayenensis subsp. rotundata (Guinea yam)
Lineage: Eukaryota; Viridiplantae; Streptophyta; Magnoliopsida; Dioscoreales; Dioscoreaceae
Product: CBL-interacting protein kinase 32-like
Exons: 15
Coding region: 350-1591 (413 amino acids)
Biological process (GO): signal transduction; protein phosphorylation
Molecular function (GO): protein kinase activity; ATP binding
Source: RefSeq, a predicted model, not a curated record
GGAAAAUAUGAGCUUGGUAAAACUAUCGGUGAAGGAACAUUUGCAAAAGUGAGGUUUGCAAGGAACUCCGAGACGGGGGAUGCCGUUGCCAUCAAGAUCCUUGACAAGGAGAAGAUUCUGAAGCACAAGCUGGUGGAACAGGGAAGUGCAUAUCUGGUCCUGUCAAUAACUAGAAGUUGAAUUUGUUUAAAAUAUACGUCAUUAGUAAGUUCCUUUCAAAGUUAAAUUUGUUUAAAAUAUGUGUCAUUAGCAAGUUUCUUUCAAAGCUGAGGUGCGAUUUGUUUAAAAUAUGUGUCAUUCGUAAGUUUCUUUCAAAGCUGAGGUGCGAUCAUCGCAUUCUUAUUAGUAAAUGAAUCAAAGCUGUGUCAGGGAGCACCUCUGCUGUCCAACUGCUGCACUUGAUUCAGCUGGCUUGCUUCCAAGAUGCUCCAAUCUGAUUAAGCGGGAAAUCAGCACUAUGAAGUUGAUAAAGCAUCCUAAUGUUGUUCAGCUGUAUGAGGUUAUGGGAAGCAAGACAAAGAUCUUCAUUGUUCUGGAAUUUGUUACCGGAGGCGAGUUAUUUGACAAAAUCGUUAACCAUGGCCGAAUGAGGGAGGAUGAAGCGCGCCGGUAUUUCCACCAGUUGAUUAAUGCUGUUGAUUAUUGUCAUAGUAGGGGUGUUUACCACCGAGACUUGAAGCCAGAAAAUCUUCUACUUGAUGCAUAUGGCAAUUUAAAGAUUUCUGAUUUCGGAUUAAGUGCGCUCUCUCAGCAAGUCAGGGAUGAUGGCUUGCUUCAUACUACUUGUGGAACUCCAAAUUAUGUUGCUCCUGAGGUCCUUGAUGAUAGAGGAUAUGAUGGAGCACUGGCAGACUUGUGGUCCUGUGGUGUUAUCUUGUUUGUAUUGCUUGCAGGCUACUUGCCUUUUGAUGAAUCCAAUCUCAUGAAUCUUUACAGAAAGAUUUCUGUUGCUGAAUUUACAUAUCCAUCUUGGCUAUCUUUCGGUGCAAUGAGAUUGCUUACAAGAAUUCUCGAUCCCAACCCCAUGACGCGAAUAACAAUCUCUGAAAUAUUGGAAGAUGAAUGGUUUAAAAAAGGCUACAAGCCACCUGUAUUUGAAGAGAAAUAUGAGGGAAAUUUUAACGAUGUAGAGGCGGCUUUCAAGGACUCUGAAGAAGCUUGUGUCACAGAGAAAACGGAAGAGCAACCUGCUGCGAUGAAUGCCUUUCAAUUAAUAUCUAUGUCAAAGGGUCUCAAUCUUGGAAAUUUGUUCGAUGUAGAGCAGGAAUUCAAAAGGGAGACAAGAUUUACAUCAAAGUGUCCAGCUAAAGAAAUCAUUACCAAGAUUGAAGCGGCAGCGAAACCUCUUGGCUUUGACAUUCAAAAAAAGAAUUACAAGAUGAAACUAGAACAUGUUAAAGCCGGGAGGAAGGGAAAUCUCAAUAUCGCUACAGAGAUUUUUCAAGUGGCUCCUUCUCUUCAUAUGGUUGAAGUGCGAAAAGCUAAAGGUGACACAUUGGAGUUCCACAAGUUUUACAAGAAGCUUUCAUCAAGUCUCAAGGAUGUUGUUUGGAAAUCAGAUUCAGAUAUGCAAGAGCAAGCUCCAAAGUAAUUCACUACAAAGAUAUUACCUCA